Messenger RNA from Daldinia caldariorum, 1303 nucleotides. Its product is annotated as CENP-S associating centromere protein X-domain-containing protein. The record is from RefSeq and is a predicted model, not a curated record. Lineage: Eukaryota; Fungi; Ascomycota; Sordariomycetes; Xylariales; Hypoxylaceae. The coding region runs from base 186 to 713 and encodes 175 amino acids. The transcript has 2 exons. Gene Ontology annotation, biological process: kinetochore assembly; DNA repair; resolution of meiotic recombination intermediates. Gene Ontology annotation, cellular component: Fanconi anaemia nuclear complex; FANCM-MHF complex.
GUACUGUACAUACUAUAAUUCAUCAAGUAUUUCGGGGAAAAAAAGGAUCGCGUUAAAAACGCACCGUGUACCUUUUGAAGAUUGAGAUAUCUGCUGCCACUCUGACCUGACCUAACCUACCUUAGGUACCUACCUGAAGACCUGAAGACCUGAGGACUUACAGGAGCUAAAUCGAAUCUGGAAUAAUGCCCCCAAAGCAAUCUACGGGUAAGAUGCCCGGCCGUGGGACUUCCGGACCGUCUACUAAGAACCGGGCAUCGGGCUCUUCUUCUUCUUCUGCAUUUGGUUCGCGAGCGCACAGUCACAAGCAAAAGCAAGCUCAAGCUCAAGCUCAAGCUCAGGCGCAGGCGCAAACCGCGACUUCGGACGCGAGCGACGCGGAUCCGUUCGCGGAGGAGGGAGAAGGGAACAACAGAAGGGGAGGACGACGACGGGAUGAUACGAUGGAGGUAGACGACGAGGAAGAAGCGGAAGCGGAACUGGAACUGGAGGAGAGGAAGACGAUACCGCCGGAGCUCCUGACGCACGUGCUGCACCAGUUCUUCGAGAAGGACGGGACGCGGGUGUCGAAGGACGCGAACGCCGCCAUCGCCAAGUACAUGGACAUCUUCGUGCGGGAGGCGAUCGCGCGGACGGUGGUGGAGAAGGAGAAGGGGUUUUUGGAGGUCGAGGAUCUGGAGAAGAUUGCGCCGCAGCUGCUGCUUGAUCUAUAAGAAAGAUAAACUUGCGGGCAAGGCGGCUUUCUGGGCGCGUUACCUCGAAUCUGUGUACUACGCAGGUACGCUUCUGGCGGUAUCGGCAGUGUGUUGUUGAUUCAACGCAUAUGAUCUAUGACGGGGUCGGAAUCAUGAUCAACGAUAGUGGAGCGAGGGAGGCACUGUCAAGUAGGUAUACUUGAGCGAAUCGACCCUCCACAUCGAUCUACGAAGCCGCCGUCACAAAGAACUUGGCGUUUCCCUUGCUAGCUGAGUACCUCAGGUAGUUUCUCGGGAGGGAGGGUUGGUUGAGCACUAUGUUCUUGAAGCCUAAUGGGCUAACCUAGAAACAUAACUGUGUUUGGUGUUUGAGGAUUCAGAUUCUGGUCAACCGCUCUGUUGAAACGGCAUCGUCCUUUACGGUCUAGGGUCCUUUUCCCUCAACUUACCUCCCGGGUGAUAUCAAUCAGUCUACCGAUUCUAGAAUUUUCUUACUAAGGGACAUAAGAUCAAGGGCAGUGUGGUUAUGGAUUCGGAUUGAUACCGAAAUUGAAACCAUCCAGCCUACGAAAUGAUGAAUAUCAAAACAAAAAAUACAGUUCGUUUCG